AUUCGUCACCCUAGGCGUGAAUAAUCAAUCUUAGACGAUCGCUGGGAAUCAAUAACACAGGCGGCGAUGUCUGUGUGUGAUUAUUAUUCCUGUGCAGGUAUCUAGCAACCGUUAUUUACGUUAUUUUAAAUCACAGGUGCGCUAACGUUAUUAUAACUUUAAUUAUCCGGAUUAAAUAUGUCAGAAAACGAUCAAACGUGUUUGCCGUUAAUUAUAUAUUAUAUGAGGGAGAAAUGCUUCAGACACGCCAUAAACACAGCUGUGAGGAAUUUAAUGUUGUAUAAUAAUGAUCCAGUGCUCCGGUUCUUCAAAGCUUUCGCAACUCUGAUGGAAGGUCACAUUCAAGAAGCUUUGCGAGAGCUCGUCCAGCUGAAAGAUCAUCCACACCUGUCUCUGUGCUCAACAGUAGCUCUCGUUUGCGCACACAAACGUUGUGAAACUAUUGAUCAAGAGGCUGUGAAUGAGCUGAACUCCGACCUGAAGCUGUCUGGAUCCACAGCCGGUGAUAGAGCGUUGUAUUACGCAGCGCUGCUUUACUGGAUGCUGGAGCUGAACCACAAAGCCAGAACAUGCAUCAAGAGGAUGCUGAAACUCUCUGAUACGUCACCAGAGGGGCUUAUUCUCAAGGGCUGGAUUGAGUUGACCUCUGACACGGAAGAGAACAGACGACAGGCGAUACGUUACUUUGACGGCGGCGUUCAGGACACAGGAAAUUUAUUUGGACUCAUGGGAAAAAUUGAGUUCUUCAUGGCGAAGCAGAACGAGAAGUGCGCUCUUGACAUCGCCAAUCAGAUCAUAGUCUCUCAUCCGGACUUCACCCCAGCGCUCGUCAUGAAGAUGAAGGUGUUCAUGUCUCUGCGAGACUGGGAUCAAACGGAGGAGGUCGCCCAGAGAGUUCUGGAGAGAGACGGACGUGAUCUGAAAGCUCUUCAAAUGAUGACUGUCAUUGCUGCGGCUAAGGAUGGAAAUAUGGAGAUGGUGAAAGAGCGUCUUCAAGCUUUAAUGAGUGUAGUUGAGAUGUCUGAGCCCAGAAAUCCCAGCCUGCAUCUGGAGAUCACAGCACCCAUCAGCCGACUGUGUGGACACAACACAGAGAUCCUGCAGAUGUUGACGGUGUUUGUGCAUCGGGUGUCCUCACGUGCACCAGCGGCGUCUGAUGCCCUCUGUGAGCUCGGCUAUCUGCUAAGUCUCCAAGACAAGUAUAAAGACGCCCAAAAAUGCUACUCUACAGUACUGAAAACAGACCCAAAAUGCACAUCAGCAUUAGUAGGCACGAUCAGAUGUCAGGUGAUGUGUGAUCAGCUUGAGGAAGCCGCCCAACAGCUCGCAUUCUUCUGCGAAGCGCAAGAGUCUCUUGGAAACAUAGCGGAAGUUGCUCUGCUGAAGGCCAUUUUGGCCAGGAAGCAGAAAGCAGAUGAGGAGACGGUGAUACAGCUGCUGAAAGACGCCACAGAGCUCCAUUUCUCUGCUCUCCGUGGCUUAAAUUAUGGUGUAGAAUACCUGCAGAUGCUGGACCUCAAUUUCCUCCUGCGAAUAGUGCGCAUGCACCUGGAGUCCAAGCAGGAUUUUCCCCUCAUUCCUGGACAAACUCCACCAUUUUGGCUCAAACACGCAAAUAUGAUCUUGGAAAUGAUCGUCAAAGCCAUUCCUGGCAUGUCAACGAGCUGUUAUUAUAUGGCCUACGUCAAGUUCCUUCUAGGCGACCACAGAACAGCCCAGCACCUUCUGAACCUCUGCAUGGAGAAAGAGCCGACCAUGCCAGAGAUCCACCUUCUGCAGGCCCGACUGCACCUCCACGCUGGAGACAACAGCAAGUGUCUGAGCUGCCUGGAAUCUGGAGUCAGCAUCAACUUUGAGCUUCGAGAUCGAUUCCAGUUCAAUCUGCUCAAAGCUCGUGCUCUGCUGAGGUCUGGAGACUUGAAGGACGCCAUCCAGUGCCUGAACAUCACCAUGAACAUGCCAGGGGUCCGCAGACCGUCAGAGGGGCCGCAGUCUUCCGUCUCCAGCAGUGAGCGAGUGUCCGUGUUCCUGGAGCUCACAGAGGCCCUGAGACUCGACGGACAGCAGCAUGAGGCCACUAAAGUUCUGCAAGACGCCAUUCUGCUCUUCAAAGGGACACCAGAGGAGACGCGUGUCAUGCUUGCUAAUGUGGAUCUGGCUUUGGGCAGAGAUGAUGUGGACGCCGCUGUGUCCAUCCUGCAUAACAUUCUGCCGGCUGAAUCAACCUACAUCCAAGCCCGAGAGAAGAUGGCUCACAUUUACCUGGAGAGGAGAAGAAACAAGAAGCUUUACAUUGCAUGUUACAGAGAAAUAAGUGAGCAGCUUCCAGGACCUCAUACUAGCAUCUUGCUGGCUGAUGCCUUCAUGAAGAUACACCAGCCAGAGAAAGCAGUCAAGAUCUACCAAGAAGUAGAGAAGAUGGCUCCUAAAGUCACAUUAGCCAAGAAAAUAGGCCACGCUUUAGUGAAAGCUCAUGAAUAUGACAAGGCGGUGAGCUACUAUGAGACGGCGCUGAAGACCGAUGCGCUGGACUGUGGUUUGAGUGUUGAGCUGUCCGAACUGCUCCUGAAACUGAAACGAUUGGAGCAAGCUCAGCAGGUCCUGGAGAAGGCCUUGGAACAUGAACCUACUACUGCAUUGACUACAAUGAUGAAUGAUGUAAAAGUUUUACGAGUGUUAGUGAAAGUGCUACGUGCCCGGAACGAGUCUGCUCUGGAAGUCCUGCAAAAGGCACACGAUCUCCAGCAAAAAGUUGUUUGCCGUGUUACAAAUGAGCAUUCAGCAGAAUUAGAGGAACAGAGGAAGUUGUUAGCGUCCAUCUGUUGUGACUGGGCUCAAGAGUUUCACCUCAACCACGACCUGGAAAUGGCCAAACGACACUAUACAGACGCAUUAAAUCACAGCCCAGACAAUGAAGAGAUCAUUUUUCAUCUGGCUCAGUUACACUAUGAGCAUCAGAAGCUGGACUAUAGCGAGGAACUGUGUGUGAAGAUACUGCAGCUCCACCAGAACCACACCGCUGCCUCAAUGCUGAUGGCUGAUACAUUAUUUUGGAAGAACCAAAAAGGGGAAGCGGUUGAGAUUUAUGCUCGUAUAAUGGAGCGAAACCCAGACAACUUUCAUGCCAUGGCCAAGUUUCUACACAUUCUGCGAAGGAUGGGGAAACUAGACGAGAUCCAGUCUGUGUUUAAGGCUUGUGAAAAGUUCUGUCAGCUGUCGGUCAGAGAACCGGGGUUUAAUUACUGCAAGGGUUUUUACUUCUGGCACACCUACCAAGUGAAGGAGGCCCUGACACACCUGAACAAGGCCAGAGGAGACACGGACUGGGGAGAACCAGCGGUGGAGCUGAUGGUCCAGAUCUGCCUGAACCCUGACAAGGAUGUUUUUGGAGGAGAGGUUUUAGAUAAAGGACAAAAGGACAUGAGCGAGUCAGAGACUGAGAUGAGACUGAGCACAGCUCAGAAUCUACUGACGAUGUUUCGCCCGCGCUCGAAAUCUGAGCAGGACAAAGCCAGGCUGCUCUCCAACCUCUGUCGGAUCUACAGCAAAGAGGCCAAACAGGUGGAGAGAGCCGUGCUGGAGCUCACAGACAUGAUGUCUGAGAACGUGAUGCUGGAGGCGUCUUUGCUCGCGAUGGCUCAAGGUUUCCUUCAGCUUAAGCAGAUUCCCAGAGCCAGAAACUUCCUCAAACGCCUCACCAGGAUGGAGUGGAACGACGCAAACGCAGAUUACCUGGAGAACGCCUGCCUGCUCUUGGCUGACAUGUACAUAAACAUGGGAAAAUACGCACAAGUGGACAAACUGCUCGACAGCUGCAUACGACACAAUGAGUCGUGUAGUAAAGCGUACGAGUAUCAUGGUUUCAUGAUGGAGAACGAGCAGAGAUACAUAGAUGCAGCGCUGCAGUAUGAACUGGCCUGGAAACACAGCAACAGAGUCGAUCCUGCGAUCGGAUUCCGUCUCGCCUUUAACUGUCUGAAGUGCAAGGAUUACACGCAGGCUGUUGACGUGUGUCGUCAGGUGCUGCAGCAGCAUCCAGAUUACCCACAGAUCCACAGCGAGGUUUUGACCCGAGCUCAGCUCUCUCUCCGUCCGUGAUGGAGUGGGAUCAAGACUUAAAGACUUUCAUUGAGAAAUUUAGUUUUAGUUUAGUUAUAAAGCUAAUAUACAAAUUAAAAUACUAGUGUUUAUUAGUUUUAAAGGUUUUAUGUUUAUGUACCAUAGGAAAUGCUAAAUAAAGCACAAACCAUUUAUAAACUUUAAACUGUACUGGAAAGCUGUUCUCUGAUAUUUAUAGCAGUGACAAAAUAAAAUGUUCUGUUUCUGAA
This is a messenger RNA of Megalobrama amblycephala (Wuchang bream), 4328 nucleotides long. RefSeq names its product tetratricopeptide repeat domain 21A (gene ttc21a). Lineage: Eukaryota; Metazoa; Chordata; Actinopteri; Cypriniformes; Xenocyprididae. Bases 178 to 4098 code for a protein of 1306 amino acids. Gene Ontology annotation, molecular function: protein binding. Gene Ontology annotation, biological process: protein localization to cilium; intraciliary retrograde transport. Gene Ontology annotation, cellular component: intraciliary transport particle A. The transcript has 29 exons. The record is from RefSeq and is a predicted model, not a curated record.